AUGCCCAAAGAUCAUCUCCUCCUCCUUCUCCUCUUUCUUGUUUUACAUCAAUCACUUAGCAUCGCGACAGAGAAUAAUCAGUGCACCAGCUCUUGCGGCGAGAUCACGAACAUAAGCUUUCCGUUUCGGCUGAAGGGCGAUCCGAAGAUCUGCAGCGACUCUAAGUAUGAGCUAUCCUGCUUAAAUAACCGGACCGUUUUGAGUUUGUAUUCGGGUGAGUACUAUGUACGGCACAUCAACCAUACCAACUACACCAUCAGAGUUGCCGAUGUAGGGAUGGGAAAGGGCAAUUGUUCGUCUCUUCCUCGCUACUCCUUGUCAUGCGGCAACUUCAGCUACCAAGAUCCGUAUAGUGGAUCUUAUAGUGGUUGUGACUUCGAGUGGUCCAGCCUCGAUGGUCCAGUGCCAUCCAACACCAUCUCGAUCGUGAACUGUACGAAGGCAGUUGCUUCUCCGCUCUACAUUGAUGCUUCAUCAUGCCUUGAUAGGGUCGAAUUUUUGAAUUUUUCUAGUACAAGAAGGCGAAUAUAUGCCAUGGUCGGUUCGUAUGUCUUAGACGUGGAAACUGCAUGCACUAUAGAGCUUAUGGCAAUGUUACCUUGGUGGAUCGAUGGCAGUAAUCUUCGGUGCUAUGCCCAAAUCCAUGAACAGAUGGUUUAUGGAUUUGAGCUUUCAUGGCUUCCAAUUGCGGUUAAGAUGUAUUGCAAAGGCCAUUAUUAUGGGGACAUCAACAGCAAGCUCCAAAUUCAGUGCGGACCCAAGAAAGGUAAGAACUUUUGA
Rhodamnia argentea is the source of this 780-nucleotide messenger RNA. RefSeq lists its product as uncharacterized. The record is from RefSeq and is a predicted model, not a curated record. The transcript has a single exon. Gene Ontology annotation, molecular function: polysaccharide binding. NCBI's taxonomy places the organism in Eukaryota, Viridiplantae, Streptophyta, Magnoliopsida, Myrtales, Myrtaceae. The coding region runs from base 1 to 780 and encodes 259 amino acids.